Messenger RNA from Aspergillus tanneri, 3549 nucleotides. It is a transcript of the gene SPT7, whose product is annotated as SAGA histone acetyltransferase complex subunit SPT7. Gene Ontology annotation, molecular function: protein heterodimerization activity; structural molecule activity. The record is from RefSeq and is a predicted model, not a curated record. The transcript is spliced from 4 exons. Gene Ontology annotation, biological process: regulation of transcription by RNA polymerase II. The coding region runs from base 1 to 3549 and encodes 1182 amino acids. Gene Ontology annotation, cellular component: SAGA complex; SLIK (SAGA-like) complex. Lineage: Eukaryota; Fungi; Ascomycota; Eurotiomycetes; Eurotiales; Aspergillaceae.
AUGUCGCUCGGACACCACCAUUCCUGGCUGCCACCCGACCAUCUACGUCCCCCUGAUGACCAUCUUGACGGGCGGUCGAUCAAUGGCUAUUCGAAAUCUCUUUCCGGCCCGCGGACCCCCCAAAUGCGCGCCUCCGUCGACGCCGAGGGAGCCCACGCGGCGAUUUUGAUAUCGGAGGCUGAUACUGCGGCCGAGGAGGACCCACGCAUUGCCACGUUUCGCGACCUGUAUAAACGCAGCGAGGCGAAAAUAAACGACCUGUUUACCAACCAGAGAGCCCUCGAGGACCUCGCCCGGCCAGCACUUCCAAAUCAAAAGAUGCCUGAGGCCGAAAUCCAACGCGCCGAUGGACCGCUUCCUCCCCCGGCUCCCGCCAAGAAACCCGCCAGGAAGCUGGAUGAUGAUGACUACGAUGAUUACGAUGAAGAUGAUGAUGACGAGGAUGCCGAUGCCGUAUCUCUCCCCAAAUCCAAGCCUCUGGUGCCUUCGCAGGACCCCAGUGGGAUGCCGUCCCCGAGUCACCAUCCGAGCGGCUCGACUCCCACUGGGGCCGAUUCUUCCAAGGAGACGAAGAAAGAGACGCUCGAAGAUAUCCGGAAGAAGCUAGAGGAGGACAAGAAGGCUACCGAAGAUGCCGCCAAGCGAAGCUUUCAUACUCUCUUCUAUACACUGGAGAACGAUAGAGAUGCCAUGCUGGAUCAGCAGCGACUAGAAGAGUCGGAGCGACAGGUUGAGGCCGAAAUGUCGGGCCAGACCAACGCCGGCAAUACCUCGAACGCUAGCUCGAACGGAUAUGGCUCGUUGAGCAGUGCGAACCUGGGAGCUUCUAGCUUGACGUUGAAGAACCUGAUCGCAAGAAUUGACAUGAAACGGACCAUGGUGCAAGCUUCGGACGCGGAGCUGCGCAGCCUGAUGAGCGAGGUCCGUAAGAACAGGAGCAAAUGGGCCAGUGAGGACAAGAUCGGCCAGGAGGAGCUCUACGAAGCCGCGGAGAAAGUUCUUAGUGAGUUGAAAGCGAUGACAGAACAUUCGUCGGCUUUCUUGACUCGGGUUAACAAACGCGAUGCGCCGGACUAUUAUACAAUCAUCAAAUACCCCAUGGAUCUGGGGACAAUGACGAAAAAGCUGAAAGCGCUGCAAUACAAGUCAAAGCAAGAUUUCGUUGACGACGUCAACUUGAUCUGGUCCAACUGUUUUAAGUACAACACAAACCCAGACCACUUUCUGCGCAAACAUGCUCUGUAUAUGAAAAAGGAGACAGAAAAGCUGGUGCCUCUGAUUCCAGAUAUAGUGAUCAGGGAUCGUGCCGAAGUAGAGGCCGAAGAGCGCAGACUUCAACUGGCGGAGCUGGACGGCGCAGAGGAAAGCGACGACGAGCCGAUCAUGUCGUCACGGGGUAGGAAAGCUCCCGGUAAAUCAUCAUCGAAGAAAGGCGCUGCUCCGGCCCGGAAUACCCCCAGCGGGUCAGAGCCUCCAGCUGGGUCGUCCUCGCAACCCCCGCCUCUUGUCCGUUCGGACUCCGAUGUUCCCAUGGAAGGGGCUCAGAAUGGAUUCACAACGCCUCCCCCUGGAACGCAAACACCGUCAGAUCCUGCUGGUGUCGGGACGGGUGUACCAGGGAGCCAAGGUGACGCCAUGGAUAUCGACGGCUUGGCGCCUACGAGCAGUGCACCUAGCGCCCUCCCUGCAUCGGGGGUUGAAAUCGAGGACCCAGAGUACAAAGUCUGGAAGCAGGUAACGAAAAAGGAUCGAGCGGUGAUCGCAGCAGAACGGCAUCGUCUCUUCAAAGGUGACAAGUUGAACUCGGACGAGCCGGCCCUACUUCGGACGAAGGCUGGUAUGAGACGGUGGUUAAGGAAUCACAAACAAGUCAGUGCGGAAGGUGAUAAGGCUCAUGAAUUAAGUUCGCAAGGCAUUGAAUCGAAUGCGGCUGGUGAGAGUCUGGCGGAAGGCAUCGAAGUGGAUGAGGACCGCGUGAUUCCGGAUUAUUACGAUGUCAUGUCUGGUGUCCCUGAUCUCCCCGGACGGUUGUUGUGGAAAGAAGACGCCGAUGGCAAUAUCGUUGACCCGUCGGAAGAAUUCCUAAGGAUCUUACCCAAAAACUCAUUUGUCCAGCCGGAUAGUAAGCUUUCUCGGAAGAUGGAUGCAAACAUGCGCCAAAUGCAGGAAACCCGAAAGAUAUGCUCGAAAGUUGGCAUUGUGAAGCAGAUGCAGUUGCAGUCUCAGAUGUAUCAAAACCAGUUCCAGAAGUACCAGCCUGAACCCUUUGUCGAGCACGACAUUCCUCCGCAUGUGAUGAAUGAUGAUGGGCCUGUGAUUGCGACCUGGGCUUGCAAGGCGGCCUUGCAGCGCUCGGUUGCGAAAAUCUUCUACCAUACUGGGUUCGAGGAAUACCAGCCGUCGUCUCUUGAUGCAGUCACCGACGUUGCCUCAGACUUUUUCCAGAAGCUUUGCGAGACGUUGAAAUCCUACAUGGAAACUCCCAAAGUGCCUGCGACUGAUUUGACUGAGAACACAUUGAAUGCCCAGUGGAAGCGGGCUUAUACGGAGCCGGAAAUCGUGCUCCAUACACUCUCCUCCGUUGGAAUUGAUAUCGAAGCACUUGAGUCGUAUAUCAAAGACGACGUGGAACGACUUGGGUCGAAGCUUUCCACGGCCCAUGACCGGCUGAAGUCGUUGCUGUCCGAGCUUCUGCGGCCUGCUCUUGUGGAUGGCGGCGAAGAUGGGUCCAACGCCUUUAAUGAUGGAAGUGAGCAGUUCAUCGGUGGUGACUUCGCGGAGGACAUUGACGAGGACUUCUUUGGCUUCAAGGAGUUGGGCUUGGACAAGGAGUUUGGCCUUGCGACCCUCAGCGUCCCGCUUCAUCUCCUUCAGAACAGGAUGUACAACGCCGCCCAAGCACAGAACACAAGCGCUGCACAAGCCGUGACGCUCUUCCCGCCGCCUCCGACUUACCCGCGUAUCACCUUGGAUACCUUGUCUUCGCAGAUCGGCCUGGUCAAAGGGUUCUUCACUGCCAAAUUGCAAGCGAACAACAGUGAGCCUUUGACUGAGGAUCUUGAGCUACCGCCGAAGCAGAGGCCUAUGGCUGCCCGCCCUCGGCUGCCAGCCUCCGGCAAGAUUCCGCCUCUUUCAGGCCAGUCAGGGCCGACGACUAGCCCUCAGAAGCGGCCACUUCCACCAACGACAACUGGACCCGUUGGGGCCCCUAAACUCGCAACGGGGGAGCCUAGCAAGAAAAAGGCAAAGAAGAACAGCGGUGGAGCUGUGGGUGUACCGGGAUCAACAGUGGAAGGGGAUGAAGCCCCUACCAAUGCCGAUGGAGCGAAACUCCCCAACUCGACCUUGAUGAAUCUCAAAAAUAAGGAUUCGGGCCCGGAUGAGGCUUCCACCACCGCAACUACGGAUCUCGGUAAUGGCAAGGGUGGCUUGGACGCCGAGGGUGCAGGUGCAAACUCCCAUCCUACCGGCACUUCCAACCUUGACCUGGAUAAGAAUAACGACAGCACUGUGCCUCUGACGAAUGGCACUGUCGGUGAUGCGUCAUGA